This is a messenger RNA of Struthio camelus australis, 5398 nucleotides long. Lineage: Eukaryota; Metazoa; Chordata; Aves; Struthioniformes; Struthionidae. The record is from RefSeq and is a predicted model, not a curated record.
AUGGCUGGGACGCGCAGAAGGAGUGCUCGGUCUGACGGAGGGGCGCGCGCGGGAGACCCGUUUGCCCUGCGCCUGCGCCCAGCGCCCUGCCAGGACUGCCUCGCGCUGCGCUUCUCGGUGCUCAGCACACUUAACGAACGGUGGGCUUGGAAGGUUUUAAUACCUAAAGUUACUGUAUGUUCUAACAUAAUCCGACUCUCGUGUUUUCAGGUUGCUGAGGAGCUGCUGUAUGAGCACUGGAAGAGGAACAAUGCUGAACUCCGGGAGAUUGAGUCAGAGCUGCACAAGAAGCACGUAAUAGACGCUUGGGGCGAUCAACUAAUGCGAAAAAAGCAGCAAGAAGCAACCGAACAAGAAGAGAAAAGACGGUAUGAAAAUGAGUAUGAAAUUGCGCGGAGGGAAGCGCUGGAAAGAAUGAGGCAAGAGGAAGAAAAGCGCCGGCUGGAAGAGAAGAAGCAAGCAGAGAUAUUAGUUCAACAAAUACAAGAACUGAAAUUACAGGAGACAGAGGCAACAAAACUGAAGAAAGAACAAGAGAAUUUAAUAAAGCGGAAGUGGGAGCUGGAGAACUUGGAAGAAGAAAGGAAACAAAUGGAAGAGCACCGGAAGAAGAUAGAGCUUGGUCGCUUUUUGAAGCAUCAGUGUAAUGCCCAAUUAAAGAGACGUGCCCAGCAGAUACAGGAGGAGCUGGAGACAGACAGGCAAAUUUUAUUAGCCCUCCUUGAGAAAGAAGAUGAGGAUCAGCGCCUCCAGUCUGCAAGACGAGAACGGGCUGUUGCAGAUGCUGCCUGGAUGAAACGUGUCAUUGAGGAACAACUCCAGUUAGAAAAGGAGAGAGAGGCAGAGCUACAGACUAUUUUUAGAGAAGAAGCUAAAAAAGUAUGGGAAAAGAGGGAAGAAGAAUGGGAAAGAGAAAAGAAGGCCAGAGAUCGUCUGAUGAGUGAGGUCCUUGCAGGCAGACAGCGCCAGAUCCAAGAAAAAAUGGAGUUAAACAGACGGGCCCAAGAAGAGUCUGUAAAGUAUAGAGAGCAACUGAUUAAAGAACUUGAGGAGGCCAAAGAACUGACUAGGCGAGAGAGAGAGCAAGAGGAGAAAUUGAAGACAGCUCGCAAACAGGAGUUGGAAGCUCAGAUGACAGAACGUCACUUAGAAGAACAAGAAGAGCAGCAGCGCCAGAGAGAGGAAGAAGAGGAGGAGAGAGUAAUAAAGCAGCGCUGUGAGGAGUUAGUGCAGCAAGAGGCCCAGCGCAUGGCUGAGCAAGGAUAUCGCAACAGGCUCUACAGUCAUCCAAAAGCAGCAUGGAUCUGAAGAUUCCUGUCCUUGAGCAACGAGCACUAAAUGAGGUUGCAUACUACAAAAAGAAAAUUUUGAGGAAUCAAGAAACUCCUUAUAUAAUGAUGGUUUUGGAGUAGCCUACAAUGACUCUAAACUCAGUAGAAAUUAGAUAUUUGAAAAUAUUUUGAUGUGGCCUAGCUGAACACAAGAUCAAAUUUCUACUGGCUCCAAUAAAUGCAGAGGUGUGCGCAUGCAUUUAGGAUUCCACCUUUAACUGCUUCACUUACUUUCUGUUCAGGAGUUAUGAUGUUUUAUUUUAGUACGUGCUGCAGUGAGUCAAAACAUUCAACAGGAAGAAGAGCAAAGGAAAUAAAGCUUGCAGUCUGGUUGUAAAAGUAUGAAAGAAUGCCUACUUGCUGCAGAAUAGUAACUCUAGGCCGCUAAGGGUUGUGUUUUGUAUUUAAAUUUAAAGUCAGACUCCUGCCUCAGAAAAGCAGUACGUGCCCUAGAAGCCCAGCUGUUGCUUCAUAACACCUAUUGCAAAUCACUGAGAUAGAUGGAUAGAUAGAUAAUGCAGGCUGUGGUACCACUUCUUAACAUGUCAGUUCACCUCCUCUUCAGAAGGUGUUGAAGACGUCAAUAAAGGAUUUUUUUCUCAUUUUUACAAAUAACGAGUACUUGCAAGCUGAAUAACCGUUAGUUUCAAUAUAGAAGCCAACUGCUGUAACCACAAGAACGUGUAAGUUUUAGUGAUAUUGCACUCGACUCCUUGAUGUCAUUGUGGACAACAGCAGCUUAAGAUCAGGCCAAGCACUUCCCCUGGUAAAGUACACUCAAAUCUGCACUGUACCACCUUCCAUAGUGUGCAAGUCCUGUGUUGCCAUAGGAGUCUUACAGAGAUUCAUGCUAUUCUAGCAAGGUAGCCUUACUCAAUUAAUGGAACUUUUUCAAUAUUUUCUUCAUAAAACAAGCAGUCAAAUAACCCACAGUUUUACACACUGAAAGGAUUUUAGCAUUUUAUAAUAAUACAGUAAACAAAAGAUUAAGUCAGAAUGUACAGACAGAAUGACACUGAUAAACACAAGUUUGUCAAAAGGCAUUUUUACUUUCCUAUGCAGCAUUUUGUAGAGAGGAUGGGGGUAGGGAAAAGAGAUCAACUCAUAAAAUAAAAACCGCUUUUAUUGAUUCAGAUAUUGUAGAAUCUGCUGACCUGCAGUGCUACAUAACUUGAGGGCUAAUGUAUUACUCUUUUAGUUCCACCAUUAUUUUUGAUCCACUCUGCCUGGUUGUGGAAAGAGCUGAUGAAGCAUGUGAGCAUUUGCUCAGACCAAGCUUCUGUUCUACUGAUAGCUAAGAAAAUUUCAUAUCCCACAUCAAACUGGCUCUGGAGCAAUGACAAACUGUGAUGAUGACCGAUCGGUCUAGAAUAAACGUUUGUCCAGAGAAGGUGGAGUUUACCAGAAAUGCUUUCAAGUGACAGAAUGGAAAAUUAAUCGCAUUUGGCAAUACAUUAUUUUAGAAAACCUGUAGCUAGCAUAGUGAGAACAAGGGCUUGCAGUUAAAGUUAGCUUUUGUUUUGGCACAGAGGCAAAUUUAAACAGCUGGUAACUGAAAAAUCAGGUAAGGAUAUGUUAAAGAAAAGCAUAUAAUGAUGUCCCAAGAGAUUCAAAAAUACCCUUCUCUACCUUUCAGUUAUGAUAAUUUAAAAGAAAAAAAAAUCCUAAAAGGAAAUUAUGUACUGGCAAUGAAAUAUACUGAUAAUUCUGAAACAGGUUUUAUAAAUAUUUGUCUUUUACGGUUCUAAUCCCAGCCUGUCUGCACUCCUGAACAUUUAGAAACCGUUCUAGGAUUCAGAAGUACAGAAAGAAGAGACAGAUCAUGAAGAGGAUUAAUUUACUAGAUUUUCAUCUAAUCUCUCUCCAUCCCUCUUCUCUCAAACUUAAGUAUUUUAAAAAGGCACCUAUUUACAACAUUUAAGAAUCCAACAAUAUCGUGGCACUUGGGCAAUGUUUGUACGUACAUACAAACGCAAGUAUGGUUUUUAAAAGGAAAAAGCCACUGAAGUUUAGUCCUUGUUCGUUAACCUAAACAUGGCAGAUUUUCACCAGAAAGCCUUAAAGAAUAACGCUAGAAUAUGCUAGACCUGUUUAUGGAACAGCAGAUAGCCAUUUCUGAAUCAAAUGUUUCAGUGAAAAGUGGCUGAAUAUUCACAUAUUUAGACAGACCAUAAUAUGAUGACGCUUACAUAGAUACUGCUGGCCAACACAGAGAGGGCAGAGAAUAUAGCAACAUAUGUAUAGUUUGUGGCCUUUAAUUUUUGGAACUAGAGGAAAGAGUCAUAAGACUACCUAUAACAAGGAAAGGUCUUCUAUUUGGUGGGAAACUUUCACAUUUCACAAGCUUUGCCAGGUUUAUAUGUAACUAGGCUUGACGUGCAGGAUUUAUGAAAUCUCACACCAUCAAAAUAAUAAUUAACUGGAGUUUUGCUUUGAAAAAGUAACCGACAACUACUCAUCUGUUCCCUCAUUUCAGGUAACAAAUCAAAAUCUUUUUCCUCUGAACUCCACAACAUUUGCACAGCAACAAAGCGAGCUAAGUUGUCAAAACACUCAACCAGAUGAAAAGGUAUAAGAUCAGUUUCCAUCCUCCUUGUUGUGCAGCCCCUCUACAGACAACAGCCCUGUAUCUGUCCACCAUGAUCCUUCUGCCAUUUGCCAUUAGAUCACUGAAACAGCUCUAGGGUCAAGCUGGUAAGGUAAAACCAUAUUAACUACACACCUGUGACAUCUGCCUAUGUUUCUUAAAUUUGAUUUUCAGCUAAAGCACUGCUUUAAGUGGCUACUAGUUAAACUGAUGUGACAGGCUCUUUGGAAAUGACAACACACUUUCAGAUGGGACACAUUAGGAGGCAAAAUAUCAUUGAUUCUCCAUGGAAUUUACACUCCUUAGGAACUGUAAUUUUUGAAAGUAUGGACUUAAUCAUUUUUUAGAAAUUCUUACGAACUUAGAAAUUGAAAAAACUGAAAUAUACAUUGACAUUUGUUACCUAUCUACAUUUCUGAUAGGUGACUGAUCUUGAGUUAUUCCAUAUGCAGCUUGUAAAAUUUUGAAAGCUUUGCAUGAAGGUUGCUAGAUAUAAAAAUCUUUUCACAUUUAGAUACGCUGAGGUACAAAGGCAAUAUGCUAUGGCAGACAUAGCUUCCUUUGAACUGGCACUCUUCUAAUUUCCUUUUUUUCCUCCAUAAUUAUCACAGAAAUCUUCAACAAAAUUGCUUCUCAGGAGACACUGAACAAUGCUGCUACAAACAAAAUUUUGCCUUGAAGAUGACACUAAAUGGUAAUAAAAUUCCAUAGGAAACUUCAGAAUGGGUUACUAAAUCAGAAACAAAGGAUAAUAUUUUAACCACUAAUGCCCUAAAGUAACAUCAAACAUAUAUAUUAAUGGCAUAGUGACAACUAAAAGUAGUAACUAUUAAAUUUUAAAUUCCUUCCAAAACAGAUAAAGUGACAAAAGACCUUGUAUAGUUACAUUUAAUAAGCUUGGAUGCCCACAACUACUAUUGUUUCAGCAGACUAAAAAUGUAUUAUUGCACAACAGUUGAUAUGGGAACAGGUAAUACUCAGUUUGUAUUCCGUUAUCAGAAGGACUACAAAACUUCUCUCUGCUGUUUAGCAGUUAUGUUCCUGGAGCCUUCAGAGCCUGGUUUCACCGCAAGUUUUAGCCAGUAGGUAUCACCCUGCAAAUGAGGCUCCAGGAUGUACAGAGCAAAGGCGAGAUUCUGCCCUCUGAUAUGUGCAGUUGACUUCAAUGGGAGAUGUGCAAGCAAUAUCUGAAGGCAGAAGAUGGCCCUAAGGAAAUCUCUUAUAAGAGCUCGAUACAAAUGUUGUAUGUGAUAUUGGCUCAACAGCUAUUUGCAACAUGCUAUUAUCUGUAACUAAACUGGCAACACAGGCACAAAAUAAGGCAGUGGGUUAAAUUAAUCAUUAAAAUUGUUAGAAAACAUGCAAAAAUAAUACUGAAUUAAAAAAAAAAAAGUUUUUUGCCCCUUUAGUUUUCUUGUAAAAAUUUGAAUAGUUCCACACCUAUAUUUGAAAUUCAACCUUUUAAAAAAAAAAAAAAAAA